Aspergillus caelatus is the source of this 798-nucleotide messenger RNA. RefSeq lists its product as uncharacterized. The coding region runs from base 1 to 798 and encodes 265 amino acids. The transcript has a single exon. The record is from RefSeq and is a predicted model, not a curated record. Lineage: Eukaryota; Fungi; Ascomycota; Eurotiomycetes; Eurotiales; Aspergillaceae.
AUGCUCGGAAGGGGUAGUAAGUUAUUGAAGACACAGAUCGAAAGCCAUUCAUUGGUCAAAUACAAGCCAGUCAGCGACAGACCAAGUAUCGAUAUCGGUUCUCCUCUCGCCCGAGACUCUGAAUCAGAUAUACCAAGAGAAAAUGACAUCGACGACGCCUACCUCACCCCGGAACACUCAAGGAGAUCACGUCGUUGUGAGAGUUUCUACCGAGCCCCUAUCAAACAAACCUUCCUCAUACUCCUUGCCGGAAUCGGUCUCAUGAACCUAGGAUACCAAGUCUAUUGGUUCCUUCGAUCUCUGAGACCAAUAUCGUGCAACUGCGGUGAAACCGUCUCAGAGGCCAUUGCCAACGGAUGUCGGUACGAUUCAUUCGCUGCAGCCUGGCUACCUCCGGCGUGCCGGAACGAUGAGUUGAUAGAUCGCUUUGAACGGGCGGGACCGAACCCUGAUGGUAGCUGGCCGUACUACGGGGAUAAGAAUAAAACACAAGUUCUGUCCGUUGAGGAAGUCUCGAUGCUGCCUGAGACAGGGGGUCAUUUUUUUACAACGCACCAAUGGCAUCUUGUUCACUGUGCUUAUUAUUGGAAGAAAAUGUUUCUGGCUGUGGAACAGGGGACAAUCAUUGAGCAUCGGUAUAAUAACCUGGCUCAUUUGGAUCAUUGUGAAAUGAUGUUUUUGAAACGGGACCCGUUGGAUACCAUUGUGACGGAGGCUGGAGUGGCGCUUCAUUCAGAUGUCAUUGUGACCGCGAAGCAGCAUAAGCAUGACCAUGGAGAUAGGACAAGACAGGCCUGA